GUCCAGUCAACUAUAAAUGAGCAAUUUUUUUUCCACCGAAAAAAGCAACUCAGAUUUUUUAAGGGUGUUCGAAUUUGCUCACUCAACAGAGCCUGUAGAAUACCACAACCAAGAAAAUGGAGAAAAAUGCCUGAAACUCGGCUCCGAGUGCUGCCAUGGCGAAUCCUCCGAGCAGAAGAACAUCAUCAUCAAUUUCAUCACCUUAUUCCACCACCAACUAUGUCCUCCCUAUUUCAGAUAACCCCCAAUUUCAGCUCCAAACCCCACAACUAACAAACCUCACAAGACUAGUGAACUCCGCCAAAUUCUUCCUCAAGAAACCCCAUGCCUUCCCAUUUCUUCUUUCCAUUUUCCUUCUUCUCACCUGGGUUUCGCUCAGACUUCAGCGUCUUCAACACCCCAAGACGAAUUUCCAAAAUUUGGAAAUGCCACUGAGUGGUGCGGUUAAAGAUCAGGAUGCUAAUCUUAUGAGAUUUCCUUCUACAUCACCAACUUUUGCGAAAGACAACAGAGGGUGGCUAAUUGACCCUGUUUCUGUGGCUCUUGAGGCUGGCAUUCGAGGGGGAGCAACAAUUUGCGCCUCAGUUCAUGUUGGUGAGAUCAAACCUCAAAGUCUUAGAGGCAACCAUAGACACCAUUUCUGUAAUGAGACAUUUAUUAUUUGGGGUGCUAAAACCUUGUUCAGGCUCCAGUUCUGGCUGCACUUAAGACUAGAGGAGGACGAGUAUUGGCUUUUAAGGAGUAUUGGCUUUUAAGGGCUUCAGGCUCGAAUACGUUGAUAGCUGCAAUGGUAAAGGCAACAGCCUCUUGUAAAAGUAUAACGUUGAUGGUCUGAAUUUCAGCCUGAAUCUGCACAAUGAGUCGAUUCAAUGUAGGUCAAGAAGCUGUUAAAUGACGAGUUCCAUUGUGGCUGAAACUAAUAUUUAUGUCUAUUUUUUGUCGCAUGAACAAACUGGUUUCUGUUUUUAUACAUAUAACUGUUGUAAGGAUAUAUCUGUAGUCGCUUUCACCUCUUUUCAAUAAUGUGGACCCUUUGUUCCUUCACCCCCUCGCCCCUGGUGGGGAGCUUUUUUUACUUUGAUCAGUUUCUUCAGUAUGCAAUUUUGUCUAACUAUGCUAAGUACCUUUCCAGGUGGAAAAUAGUUUCGUUGAGAGAGGCUACGGUGAGGUGAUAGUUGGUGCAGACGAAGUUGCUGUUGCAGCUAGUCCACGUGGAACAGCCCACGUUUUGGUAAACCUUGAUUCAUCGAGGACGACAUAUUUCAUUGGUUGCCAGGACAAUGUUGUCAAUUAUAAUGACUCCUCUUCUGACUUUAAUGUCUGGAACGAUGUUAGAAACUAGGGUUUUUUUCUUUUUUCUUUUUUUUUUUUGGGAGGGGGAGGGGAUGGUGGUUGUGGGAUUGAGGCAUUUAUGAUUUUCUCCACAAUGUCAUAUCCAGAAGUUCUCGCACCAAACAAACCUUCCCUUUAAUGUGAUAAUCGGAAAUGUCAAUAUGCACCACUCAAGAUGUCAACGUAGUGAGAGAUUUGCUAGGCGCAGGUGGAACUGAUGACUUUAUAUGUCAUAUGCAUUACUCAAGAAGUAGCAUGUCAAUAUGAUGUUUAUUUCGUUUCGACCUUUUAUGCGGCUCCUUUCGCAUUUUGUAUCUCUUGAUGAGUGAUCUGUGUUUAAAUGUUUCGGAUCUUCAUGUGUGAUCUUUGAGGAUUCGUUGUUGGUAAUUUUAGAACAUUACUUUUCGCAGUUCAGAAAUUACUCACAUACAGUUUAUUUUUUACGAUUUUG
Messenger RNA from Oldenlandia corymbosa var. corymbosa, 1783 nucleotides. NCBI's taxonomy places the organism in Eukaryota, Viridiplantae, Streptophyta, Magnoliopsida, Gentianales, Rubiaceae. The record is from the annotation of a GenBank genome assembly.